Symbiodinium natans is the source of this 972-nucleotide messenger RNA. Lineage: Eukaryota; Dinophyceae; Suessiales; Symbiodiniaceae. The record is from the annotation of a GenBank genome assembly.
AUGAGAAUGUGGUGCGUGUUCGAGAUGGCAGGUUUCUUACACAGCAAAGGGCCUUGCGCAGACAAGUCGGUGCUGGUUUGCCCAGUAUUCACGGGCCCCGCGCUUGUUUUGGCCCACCUGGGUCUCAGCGUGCUCCUGCUUACAUUGUUCUGUACGGGCCUGCCUUUUUAUCCAUGGGCUGGAGUCUUCGCAUCUGCAAUGUUGUUCCCGUGCCUGCUGCUCCUUGCCCGUGUGGUGAUUCACCACUGUCGAAGCAUUGAUGCGAUUCAAUGUCAAGUCCGUCAUUUCACGGUUCAACAGUGCUCGUGUACCUGCUGUGGCUGCGGUCACAUGGAUGCCAACGGCAGCACAAUGAACUGUGACCGCCUCAUCAUCCUUCGUUGCAUUUCUGCUUGGUUCGGGUCUGUGGCAAGCUUCGAAUCCCUCGUUCGGACCCGGCUUUUGAAGGCUUUGGUCUACCAGCUUGCAAAUCAGGCGUUCUCCUAUUGGCGCAUCGUGCAGGCGGCAAGCCCAGUUGCGUUUGCCGUAUUGGACCUGCUUUACUGGCACUAUCCGGACAAGAUCGUAAUAGUACUGGAAGCGACGCUGAAAUCUGCAACUUAUCUCUUCUGUGUGGUUCCAUGCCUAGCUCAGCUUCUACUUCGCCUGGCCUACAGAAUACGCAACCUUGGACACAGCAAGCUGGCACAGUGGCUGCUUUCUGCUGUGCUCGUGGCCGCAGCGUCGCUGCUUUAUGGCGCCUACUUCUUUUGCGAAAGCGCUCUUCGCAGCCUGUCCUCGGAUACUUUUGGGCAAUUCGUGCCUGCGGACCUUGCGUUGCUGACAGUGAUGGGUACAGCCACCGUGGCUCUGUGGAGGUGCAUGCCCGCGGUUGAGAUGAUUGAGACGCCCCAAGAUCCCGCAGGGGGAUCAGAGCCUGCCUCACCCACAGCUCCAGUUUUUGCUGCGCCUGGAACGAGCCUGAGUCUGUGA